Messenger RNA from Andrographis paniculata, 1375 nucleotides. RefSeq names its product galactinol synthase 2-like. Gene Ontology annotation, molecular function: glycosyltransferase activity. The record is from RefSeq and is a predicted model, not a curated record. The transcript has 3 exons. Bases 163 to 1155 code for a protein of 330 amino acids. Lineage: Eukaryota; Viridiplantae; Streptophyta; Magnoliopsida; Lamiales; Acanthaceae.
ACCCCGCAAGCCCCUUGAUCCGAAAUCACCAAACGCACUCAUUGUUGUCACUCAGCUUUCCUCAGGUGUUUGUUCUUCUUCUUAAACUAACUGUUAGUGAGUCCCUCACUCCCCUAUUCUCCUUUCCUAACCGACUCGAGCAAAAUACUACCAAACAUAAAUAUGGCUCCUCCUGAAAUCACGACCGCAGCCUUGAACCGGGCGGCGUCCGGUUUAGCGAAAGCCGGCAGCCUGCCGAGCCGCGCCUACGUGACGUUCUUGGCAGGCAAUGGAGACUACGUGAAGGGCGUGGUGGGUCUGGCCAAGGGACUCAGGAAGGUCGGCACCAUCUACCCUCUAGUGGUGGCGGUGCUGCCUGACGUCCCCGCCGACCACCGCCGCCAGCUGGUGGAGCAGGGCUGCAUCGUCCGGGAGAUCGAGCCGGUGUACCCGCCGGAGAACCAGACCCAGUUCGCCAUGGCGUAUUACGUCAUCAAUUACUCGAAGCUCCGAAUAUGGGAGUUUGUGGAGUACAGCAAGAUGAUCUACCUGGACGGAGACAUCCAGGUGUUCGACAACAUCGAUCACCUCUUUGAUCUGCCCAACGGCUACUUCUACGCCGUGAUGGACUGCUUCUGCGAGAAGACAUGGAGCCACACCCCACAGUACCAGAUCGGCUACUGCCAGCAGUGCCCCGACCGUGUCCAAUGGCCCCGAACCAUCGGCCCCAAGCCCCCUCUCUACUUCAACGCAGGGAUGUUCGUCUUCGAGCCCAGCCUCCCCAUCUACCAUGAUCUUCUCAAUACUCUCAAAAUCACUCCCCCCACGCCAUUCGCCGAGCAGGAUUUCCUGAAUAUGUUCUUCCGCGACAUAUACAAGCCGAUCCCCAACGUCUACAAUCUGGUGCUGGCGAUGCUGUGGAGGCACCCGGAGAACGUCAAUUUGGAGGAGGUGAAGGUGGUGCACUACUGCGCUGCCGGCUCCAAGCCAUGGCGCUACACCGGCGAGGAACCCAACAUGGACAGGGAAGACAUCAAGCUCCUCGUCAAGAGGUGGCGGGAGAUCUACAACGACGAAACUCUAAAUUACAAUCAGGGCAUCAUCCCCGCCGCGCAUCCGUCUGCACUGCCGGCGCCAACGAGGGUUCCCUACGUCACCGCACCGUCCGCCGCUUAAGCGUCGGCUGCAGCGGUGUAUUUUAUGCUUACAUAAUGGACCUUAGAUAUUAAUUAGGCCCAUUACGAUAUACAAAAAAGCGUGUAAUUUUUAGGGGAUUGUAGUUUUUGUGUUUCCCCAAUACCUUUUCUUCUUUUUUGUAAUUUACUAUCAGAAAUUCUCCUCUGAAUGUAAUUUCUGCGUUGUAAAUAUCAUAUAGUAAUACAUAUAUUUUCCUUUA